CCAAAGAUCAUCAUCAUCAUCAUCCUCCUCAUCAUCCUCCUCAUCAUCCCGGAGGAGAGGCCCAGUGAAUACAUGCCCGACACGCCUCACCCGGAACGCAAAGAUGAGUUUACGCGUCUGAUCUCAAGCGUGUGCUGUGUUCGAUUCGGGGAUUUGAGAGCAGAUCCGGAGGUUCGGCCGCCCGUCGGUUCGAUGCGAGACUACAGCAACAUGCGCGUGUGUGACUGAGGCGCAUGCAUCCGACCAGGACACGGACUCUAGGAACCGAGUCAAGCCGUGGAGCAGACGACUUACAGCUCACGGGUUCACCGAUCAUCAUCAUCCGCUACAUGUGACCGAACCGUCCGAACCCAUCGGCAGCUUCACCAGCGAGCUGCGCGUUAGCACGGCAGGACAGUAAAGUAUGGCUCCCCAUCUGGACGCGGCCCGCAAAUUGUUCUGGAUCUUAAUGAAGUCGCUGCUCCGUUUCACCUUUAUGUUUGUCAAUAACUGUGUUGCGAUCCCGUCCUACUGCCUCUACCUGAUAGUCCUGCAGCCUUUAAGAGUUCUGGAUGCCCACACGUUCUGGUACAUUGAAGGGCUCAUGUUCAGGUGGUUACUGGCAAUGGUGGCGUCUUGGGGCUGGUUUGCAGGUUACACAGUGACAGAAUGGGGUGACGAUGUGAGACCAAUGACUGAAGAUGAAGCCAUGGUCAUAGUCAACCAUCAAGCCACAGGAGACGUGUGCACCCUAAUGAUGUGCUUGCAGGACAAGGGCACGGUUGUACGAAAGAUGAUGUGGUUGAUGGACCAUGUUUUUAAGUAUACAAAUUUUGGGGUUGUGUCCCUGAUUCAUGGUGAUUUCUUCAUCAGGCAGGGCAAAGCAUAUCGAGAAAAGCAGCUAAUUUACCUGAAGGAUCACCUAGACAAGUAUUACUACAGCAGAGACAGGAAGUGGAUUGUGCUGUUUCCUGAGGGCGGCUUCCUGAGAAAGAGACGAGAGACAAGCCAGUCCUUUGCCAAAAAGAAUGACUUGCCCUACUUGACUCACGUAACACUGCCACGGCUGGGGGCCACACAGAUUAUCCUGAAGAACUUAGGACCCCAGCAGGAAAACGGCAUCUUGGGAACAGAAGGAAGUCCACCAGUUCAAAGUACCAAAGCUAAAGGACUACAGUGGGUAAUAGACAUGACCAUAGCCUACCCUAAUGCAAGACCCAUGGACAUUCAGACAUGGAUUUUUGGUUACAGAGAUCCAACAGUCACACACGUACACUACAGGACAUACCCUAUAAAGGACGUCCCGCUAGAGUCAGAAGCACUGGCAGACUGGCUAUAUCAGCGAUUUGUUGAAAAGGAGGAACUUCUGGCUCACUUCUACAAGACAGGAGCUUUCCCUCCACCAGACGGCCAAAAAGAGAUGCUCUCCCGAAAUAUGACCCUCGACAACUCCUGGCUGUUUUUAGUCCAAACGUUUGCCUUCGCCUCGGGCUACAUGUGGUACAGCAUUCUACAUCACAUCUACUGCUGGUACUUCUGACCGCUCUGAGGAGAGCGAAGCGCGCAGGUCGGGAGGAGACAAAGAGCCCCGAAUGCCAUUCUCCUCUGCCGGAUGGUUGAAUGUACCCCGCAGGACGACUCCAGUUGCUGUAUCCGAUCGCGGUCCCCAUCCUUACUUUGGACAGUCACAUCCACCCAGUCCCAGCCGCCCAUGCGUCUAUCCUUUAGAGUUGCGUAGAAACCAGUUCAACAUGUUUACACAUGUGCGCUAACAUGCAGAGAGAAGAUUAUGCACAUCUAAAUGUUUACUCAUGCACAUGUGGACACGCCUCAUUUUUUUUUUCUUUUUUUUUUUACAAUCAAAAUUAGGCUCAGGAAUAAGCCAGAGAUAGAUCUGUCACGUCCUCUCAUUUCUCUCAUUUCCUGCCAUGUGAGCUCCACCCCCUUUUUAUCGUGAACUCCCAAACAGGAUGACUGAAGUUAGUUUUCAGAGACUGCUGUCCUCUUUGGAAGAGCCUCCUCUGGCCUUCAUUGCACUAUGAAUCCUCGUCGCCCCCCUCCCCCAACGGAUUUCUUCUUCCUCGUGGCUGUUUCGUCUCAUGUUGACUGGAUGCCGUUUUUCUAUGUGUAUUGUCAGUAUUGAGAGACGGUGGAACGAUUGUGUUGUUUACACUGACAAAAGGGGGAUUCGGUCUCGGAAAACAUGUCGAAGACGAACCCGGUUCUUAUUUUAGAACCUAUAAAACAAGGAGACUGCAUCCUCUAGGGGACUUUUACACAAUCAACGCCAUACAGACACAUCCAAGCGCACCACAUGACUGCCACACGACCGAUUCGAUAGGACUAAUACCCCUCCCCUCCAAAGUUUUACAAAUACUAAGCCAUAUGCUUAUCUUAGGGUCAAACGGGGGCGGACAUUCUACUGACUGAACUGUUGUGUUUGUUCAUUGUUCAAAAAAAAAAAGAAAAAAAAGAUUUUAAUUUGUUGA
Messenger RNA from Rhinichthys klamathensis goyatoka, 2468 nucleotides. It is a transcript of the gene lpgat1, whose product is annotated as lysophosphatidylglycerol acyltransferase 1. Gene Ontology annotation, cellular component: endomembrane system. Gene Ontology annotation, molecular function: acyltransferase activity. NCBI's taxonomy places the organism in Eukaryota, Metazoa, Chordata, Actinopteri, Cypriniformes, Leuciscidae. The record is from RefSeq and is a predicted model, not a curated record. The transcript has 8 exons. The coding region runs from base 404 to 1519 and encodes 371 amino acids.